Telopea speciosissima is the source of this 1785-nucleotide messenger RNA. RefSeq names its product vacuolar cation/proton exchanger 3. The transcript is spliced from 14 exons. Bases 253 to 1596 code for a protein of 447 amino acids. Gene Ontology annotation, cellular component: plant-type vacuole membrane. The record is from RefSeq and is a predicted model, not a curated record. NCBI's taxonomy places the organism in Eukaryota, Viridiplantae, Streptophyta, Magnoliopsida, Proteales, Proteaceae. Gene Ontology annotation, molecular function: calcium:proton antiporter activity. Gene Ontology annotation, biological process: intracellular calcium ion homeostasis; calcium ion transmembrane transport.
CUGCAGCAUUUGAACGUAUGGGCCUUUUUUGAUCAUUUCCAAUGGAACUAAGUUGAACCAAAUCGUUCCUUUCUGGUUUUGCAGCAGCAUUUGAAAGCACAGGUUGGAGAUACAAAGCAAUGGUCCAUUAGUGAAUUAUGAUUUUGUAAUACUUACAGAAGUAAAAGCAUUUAAGUCCUCCCUUUGAUGCUGGGUGUCCUUUCACUGAUGCUCGUGGUUGGGGAUGGGUUACUCAUUGAACUUGUGUAGCAGAUGGAUAACAAGGCAGAGACAAGCCAGAUGGAAUCACUAGAUGAAAGAUCGGUGCUUGAGUUCGAGGAUGCAACCCUUGUUAGCCCAGCUUCACUUGAAAAAAGGGCCCAUUCUCUGGGUGCAACUCAGCAUGCAUCAUUUUCAGGAGGUCCGCAAGUUUAUAGUGUUGGGUCUAUAGGGGAUAGAGUGUUCAGAAGCCUAAAGAUUGUAGUAUUCAAGCCCAAAAUCAAUUUACUUAUGCCUUUUGGCCCUCUGGCAGUUAUUGUUCAUAGUUUGACUGGUCAUCAUGGUUGGGUUUUCUUUCUAAGCUUACUGGGUAUUAUGCCUUUGGCUGAACGUUUGGGUUAUGCUACGGAGCAGCUAGCAUUCUUCACUGGAGCUACCAUUGGGGGUCUUUUAAAUGCAACAUUUGGAAAUGCAACCGAAUUGAUAAUAUCGAUUUAUGCACUGAAAAAUGGAAUGAUGCGUGUGGUUCAACAGUCAUUACUAGGUUCAAUUUUGUCAAACAUGUUGCUGGUGCUUGGUUGUGCAUUCUUCAGUGGUGGAAUCGUUUUCUAUAAGAAGGAACAGGUGUUUAACAAGGCAGCUGCUGUCGUGAACUCGGGGUUGCUGUUGAUGGCAGUUAUGGGCCUAAUGUUUCCAGCUGUCCUCCACUACACACACACUGAGAUACAGUUUGGAAAGUCAGAGUUAGCCCUUUCAAGGUUUAGCAGCUGUGUUAUGCUUGUGGCAUAUGCUGCCUAUCUUGUUUUUCAGUUGAAGAGUCACACGAAUCUGUACAUGCCAGUUGAUGAGGGAGAAAGUCCAACUGAGGGAAGCUCUGAUGAUGAAGUCCCUGAGAUCUCAAAGUGGGAGUCAAUAAUAUGGCUUUCAAUUUUGACUGUUUGGAUUUCAGUCCUCUCAGAGUAUCUUGUUGAUACUAUAGAGGGUGCAUCUGUUGCGUGGAAAAUUCCAGUUGCAUUUAUUUGUGUCAUCGUACUCCCUAUCGUAGGGAAUGCUGCAGAGCAUGCAAGUGCAAUUAUGUUUGCUAUGAAAGACAAGCUUGACAUUUCCUUGGGAGUGGCAAUAGGGUCGUCAACACAGAUAUCCAUGUUUGGGAUUCCCUUUUGUGUGGUUAUAGGAUGGAUCAUGGGGUGUCCUAUGGAUUUGAACUUUCAACUUUUUGAGACAGCCACACUUUUCAUAACAGUCUUAGUUGUAGCCUUCUUGCUGCAGGAGGGAACUUCUAACUACUUUAAAGGACUAAUGCUCAUUCUUUGCUAUCUAAUAGUUGCAGCUAGUUUCUUUGUACAUGUAGAUCCUAGUUCAGUUGUGGAUAAGCCUCCCAAUUUUAGUGAAAGGUAGAGCCAUGGAAGGAUUCACAAGGUGCUUCUCAAAGUUUCUGGUUCAUUUCCAUUGUAUAUUUAUUCAGCCAUUGAUUUUCACCAGUUUCUUGUUGGUCAAUCAUAUUUCUUUUUCACAAGCAACUGUUCAGUUCUUAUCCAUAUGCUUAUUGAUAAUGAGUGUUCAAAUUCAAUGUAAUCUUUGAAUCAA